Messenger RNA from Trypanosoma conorhini, 1527 nucleotides. Its product is annotated as putative DNA ligase. Gene Ontology annotation, molecular function: ATP binding; DNA ligase (ATP) activity. The transcript has a single exon. NCBI's taxonomy places the organism in Eukaryota, Euglenozoa, Kinetoplastea, Trypanosomatida, Trypanosomatidae. The record is from RefSeq and is a predicted model, not a curated record. Bases 1 to 1527 code for a protein of 508 amino acids. Gene Ontology annotation, biological process: DNA repair; DNA recombination.
AUGUGGCGUCGGUGGAGCUGCGUGCUGCGGGCGGCGCCGGCCCCGCUGGAUCCCUCGCUGCUCUUCGGCGUCGGCCGGCCCCGCACGAAGGAGCAGGCGAUGAAGUACCAAGAGAUGAAGAACACCUCCAUCCAGGCCGCCUUUCCGCACCUUGCCGCCUGCUGGGUGGGCCCGUGCUGGGGCACCGUGAUGAUCACCCCGAACCACCUCUCGCCGGUGUGCACGAAGAUAGCCGUGUGGCGGUGCAGUGAGUGCCUGCAGGAGUUUGAGAUGAGUGUCGCAAAGUUUAUAGACCAGCACGGGGUGUGUCCACUCUGCAAGAAGCCGCAGCGAAAGCCCGAGGCGGCGGACGCGGAGCCGGAAGCAAAAGGCAGCCCCACGGCUGAGACGAAGAGCGGCGACGCAGGCUCGGAAUCGGCGGCGGCAACUUCCGCCUCGCCGAAUAAUGGCGUGGCGUACGCGAAGGCGCCACGCAUGAUUCAUACGAACUACAAGAGCGUAUUACACGAUAACCCCGAGUGGGAGGAGAUCAACAUUCAGCCCAUGCUCGCACAGAAGUGGGAGAGUGUGGCCGCCCAGCUCCUGAACCCGGGCCCAGGCGAGGAAAAGGAGCUACUGCUCGCCUCCCCCAAGAUUGACGGUAUUCGUUGCCUCAUCGGCUACAAUCAAAGGCGGAAGGAGCCGCAGUUCUUCUCCCGUGGUGGUAUCCUGCUAGAGUGCUGCCAUGGGCUGGUGCCGCAUGUUAUGCCACUCUUUGAGGCGGACCCCACACUCCUCUUGGACGGCGAGCUCUUUGCGCCGCUCUGCAACUUUGAGGAGCUCAAUGGCCUUGUGCGACGUCUGGCAAAGUUCACCUCCCCAGAGAUGCGGCAGCGGCAGGCGCAGUUGCUGGAGUACUUCUCCUUUGACAUUAUGCACUCAGCGCAGCUCUCGGCGCCAAACGCCCCUUUCAGUGAACGCUACCAGCUGCUGAAAAAGCUGAUCCCCAUCUGCGGGGCGAAGCGCAUCAGCGCCUACCAGCACGAUGAGCAGAAGCGCAAAAUUAUUCGCCGCAAGCAGCACCCCGACACCACCGCGGCGGAGGGGGCGGUGAAACUCUACCACGUCCCCGCGGCGCAGGUGGGCGCGGAGGAGAUGGAGGAGGUUUUGGAGGAGGCCUGCUCGCAGGGGUUUGAGGGGGUCAUGAUCCGCCGCCCAGGGUUCCCGUACGAGCACGGCAAGCGCAGCUUCGGCCUGCUGAAGUACAAAACGAUGCACGACGCGGAGUACCGCAUCGUGGACUUCCUGCCGGGGCAGGGCAAAUUUAAGGGCGGACUCGGUGCUUUCAUCUGUGAGACGAAGAGCGGCAUCCGCUUCAACGCCACGCCCAAGACGACGUACGAGAAUAGGCGGGCUCUGUGGAGCAAGCGAGAGCGACUGCUUGGCAAGUACCUCACGGUGCAGUACCAGGAGUUGUCGUCGCAGGAUGUGCCACGCUUCCCCAUCGCCAAGGCCGUGCGUGGGGCCUCGGAGGAGGAGUUUUUAUAA